AUGCUGCAGGAGCUCGAGGCCCACCGUUUGCUGCUGCUCGAGGCGCAUGCAAAGCUGCUGCAGCUCGAAAAACGCGCAGAGGAGGCUGCGGCGUCUCUGAGAAACCAAAGAGAUACUCUCUUGGAGCGUCUUCAAGUUCUGGAGAAAGAGCUUCAGCGGGUUAACAGGGAAAACGAGCAGCUGCUGCAGCAGCAGGCUGCCAAUGAAGCUUCCCUCCGUGAGCUUGCGGCCAUUCGACAGUCUCACGGCGCCAUAGAAAGGGAAAAGAAACAUUUGCAGUCGGAGGUAUCCCCAAACCCUAAACCCUAA
Molecule: messenger RNA, 309 nt
Organism: Eimeria tenella
Lineage: Eukaryota; Apicomplexa; Conoidasida; Eucoccidiorida; Eimeriidae
Exons: 4
Coding region: 1-309 (102 amino acids)
Source: RefSeq, a predicted model, not a curated record